AAUAUUGGAAUGAAGACUAGAAUAGAACUUUAAUGUCACUUUAAAUGUCUUUAAAGAAAAGAAGAAGAAAGUCUAAUCUUAAAAAAAAAGCACUUUCGGGAUAGGCGUGGCUGAAAUUUCUCCUUCGCUCGUCUGGUUGAAAGCAACGCUUGCAGUGGCGGCGCCGUCCGGGAGGGGUCGCCCGCGGAAGGGCCGCCGGCUGCCGCGAAGCAAGGGGCGGGGACAGGCGGGAGCAGCUGCAGCCGCGCAGCCCCUCCGGUCAGCCGGGACUCCCCCCAAGGCGCCCCCGGGCUUCCCCGCCCCCCCCCCCCGGGUGGAACCCAGACGGGAGAUCGGUGGCCUCUUUGCCGUUUGCGAAAGCAAACAGGCGAGAGAGCAUCAAAACGAACUAGAAGAGGAGGGAUCAGAAGAAGCAGAAAGACUUGGCUUUUCCAUUAGGCCUGCCAAAGCAAAGCAACUUAGGAACCACUUGAAAAAAUCAAAAGCGAUCCGUUCAGUGGGAUGGAGGAGCACUGGGGCACACAAUGGGAGCCAUUUCUCGAGACACAACCGACCUACCCAGAUGGGAACCUGGAGGCUUCCCCCUGGAAUGACCCCAAGGCCUUCCUGGCCUCCUUUGAGCAGGUGGCCACGGCCUGCCGGUGGCCCAGAGGAGAGUGGGUGGCCCAACUCCUGCCAGCCCUUUAUGGAGAAGCUGAAGAGGCCUUUCAGAGCCUGGACACCAUUCAUCAAGAGGAUUAUGAGAACGUGAAGGUGGCCAUCUUGAGGGGAGAUGCUGUGAAAAGCGAGGCCCAGCGUCAACGUUUCAGGCAGUUCUACUGCCAGGAAGUGGAAGACCCACGAAAGGUUCAAAGCCAUCUCCAGGAGCUUUGCCACCAAUGGCUGAAGCCGGAGAGACACACCAAGGAUCAGAUUCUGGAGCUCUUGAUCUUAGAGCAAUUUUUGGCCAGCCUACCUCCAAAGCUUCAGGACUGGGUUCAGUCAAAGAGGCCGCAGACAAGUUCCCAGGCGAUGGCCUUGAUGGAGAACUUCCUUAGGAGCCAGCCAGAAGACAAAUCCAAGCCGUAUCGGGAGCCAUUGAAAGGGAAGCAUGUGAUUUUCUUACACGAAGAAGGCUCUGUGGAGACUGGGAACAGUGAACAUGUGGCAGGUAUUAGAGGGCAGCGGAUGGAGAAAAUGAGGAAAGAAGAAAAAGCGGGAAGUCCAAAGUCGGAAGCGGAAACAGAGGGAGGAAAACUGCCAGUUGCCGCUCAGUCUGAGUCCGAGCGACAACCGGAAUGGGCAGCAUCUCCGAAGAACAAAAAUGAUCCGUUUGUGGGGGUGGCCGAGAGCUGGGAAAUCCAGUGGCAGCACUUCCUCCAGACAUCACAACCCCCUCCCAAUGGAUGGAAGAAUCCGAUGAGGUCAGAGGAUUCCCCCUGGGGAAACCCCAAGGCCUUCCUGCUCUCCUUUGAGCAAGUGGCCAAUGCUUGCCGCUGGCCUAGGGAAGAAUGGGCCACCCAGCUCUUCCCAGCCUUGAGCGAAGAAGCGGACGAGGCCGUUCAAAACCUGGAAAUCCAAGAGCGAGAAGACUAUGGCAAAGUGAAGGCGGCCAUCUUGCGAGGGGAGACCCUGAAGACGGAGAUGCAACGGCAGCAUUUUCGGCAGUUCUGCUGCCAGGAAUUGGGAGACCCCCGGAGGCUUUACGGCCAGCUCCACCGGCUCUGUCUCCAAUGGCUGAAGCCAGAGAGACACACCAAGGAACAGAUCCUGGAGCUGCUGAUCCUGGAGCAGUUCUUGGUCAGCCUCCCACCGGACCUCCGGAGCUGGAUCCGAGCGGGAAGGCCAGACACCUGUUCCCAGGCGGUGGCCCUGGUGGAGGACUUCCUAUCAAGUCUGCAAGAGGCCAAAUCUGGAUCCUGUCAGGAGCUGUUGAAGGAUGACCCUGUGGAUUUUGAUCCUGGAGAGGAAGAACUCUUGGAAACAAUGAAGAGGGAAAGAGUUGAGAUGGAGAUCAGUAUGUUGGGUAACGGAUGGGAAAGUGGAGUCAAGAUGGACAAUUCUUUGGAUGAAGAUGAAAAUCUGGAGGCAACCUACGGGGCAGAUUCCCCAAGACACCCUAUGAAUCCGAUGUUACACUUCGAGUCAAAACAGCAGACCCAGGAGACACCCACAGAGGAUGAGAAGGAACGCCUUUUGUUGGGAAAAAGAUUUUCUACUGCUGUUAUUGGAAAGACCAAUUUAUCCAGCAGGGAUAAAACGCCUUUGUUCUCCAAGUAUGGUCGGAAAUAUCACUACAGAGUGGAACUCGACAUGAUCGAUUCCUCGGAGGACUUUGAAGAAUGGCCUAGCUCCGAGGAAGAUGUUCAAUAUUUUUCUGACUUCUGCGGAAAGGAAGAAAAUAGAAGAGUUGAGAAAAAGUGUAAGUUUUCUGCGAAGAGAAACAGGAAUCGGUUGGACAGAUAUCAAUGUAGUUAUCUAGAAGAAGAACACGACCGUUCUCUUGAGUACGUGAAAACCUUCAGUAAUGCAAACGCGGUAAAUAUCAUUCAGGCCCCUGACGAUGCUGAAAGGAAAGUGUAUGAAUGUUCUCAGUGCGGAAAACAAUUUGGUAAAUUUAGUCAGUGGAGCCAACAUCAGAAAAUCCACACCGGAGAAAAGCCGUACGUAUGUUCCCAUUGUGGAAAGUCGUUUAAUCAAGCAGGAAAUCUGAAGACCCACCAGAAUAUUCAUACCGGAGAGAGACCCUACAGAUGUUCCCAAUGUGGGAAAAGCUUCAACCAGGCAGGGAAUCUGAAGACCCACCAAAAAAUCCAUACCGGGGAGAGACCCUACAAAUGUCCUCAGUGUGGGAAAAGCUUCACCCGAGGGAUCCUUUUGAAGAUACAUCAAAGAAUCCACACUGGAGAAACACUGUACAAAUGUUCCGAGUGCGGGAAAGGAUUCAAUGAGAUGCGGAACUUGAAAAGACACCAGAGAAUUCAUACCGGAGAGAAACCUCAUAGAUGUUCCCAGUGCGGGAAAUGCUUCACCGAGGCAGAUGUCCUGAAGAUACACCAAAGGACACACACCGGAGAGAGGCCGUACAAGUGUUCGGAGUGUGGGAAAUGCUUCAACAAAUCGGGAACUUUGCGGAGACAUCAAAGAAUUCAUACCGGGGAGAGACCCUACAAAUGUUCUCAGUGUGGGAAAGGUUUCAACCAGAUGGGAACGUUGAAAAAACACCAGAGGCUUCACCCGGGCGAGAAACACUACAAAUGUUCUCAAAUCCACGCGGCAAUUUACAUCGGCGAGAAGCCGCACAAGUGCUCUGACUGCGGGAAAUGUUUCCGACAGGCCGGACUUCUGAAGAGGCAUCAAAGAAUUCAUACCGGCGAGAGACCCUACCGAUGUUCUCAGUGUGGGAAAUGGUUCAAUCAAUCAGGAACUUUGAAAAGACACCAGAGGAUUCAUACCGGAGACAAACCACACCAGUUCCUUAGCGGUAGAAAUACACCUGUCAAGGAAGUGACUUCAUUGGAGCAGUUGAAGCUCAGUUUACAAUCAAGAGACCAAGAUAAGGGAGCAUCGCCUUGGAUCCAGGAAGACUCAUUCAUUGGGAUGAUGGAAGCGCGCUGGGAAACGCAGUGGCAGCAAUUCCUCCAGACCCUUCAACCCUCUCAUCCCAGAGAAGGAACUCCAGCAAGAUCAAGGAAUUCUCCCUGGGAAGAUCCCAAGGCCUUCCUGGCUUCCUUCGAGCAGGUGGCCAGAGCCUGCCGGUGGCCCAGAGGAGAGUGGGUAACCCACCUCCUGCCAGCCCUUUGCGGAGAAGCUGAAGAGGCCUUUCGCAGCCUCGACACCAUUCACCAAGGGGAUUACGAGAACGUCAAGGCCGCCAUCUUGAAAGGGGAAGCGGUGAAAACGGAGGCCCGGCGUCAACGCUUCAGGCAGUUCUGCUGCCAGGAGGUAGAAGACCCUCGGAUGGUUUACAAGCAGAUCCAGGAGCUUUGCCACCAGUGGUUGAAGCCGGAGAGACGCACCAAAGAGCAGAUCCUGGAGCUGCUCAUCCUGGAGCAGUUCCUGGCCAGCCUCCCUCCAAAGCUCCUGGGCUGGAUUCAACCCAGGAGGCCGGACACAUGUUCCCAGGUGGUGGCCCUGGUGGAGGACUUCCUGCGGAGCCAGCAAGGGACCAAAUCCGAAGCCCGUCCGGGGCCCCAAAAUGAAGACCUAGCUGAUUUUGAACAGGCUGAGAAGGAGCCCUUGGAGGCUGUGAAGAGAGAAAACAUUGAAGUGGAGAUCAAAGUGCCAGGCGAUGGAACCAAAUCCCCAAAUCCGCUCAGCUCGUUGCUUCCUCUCGAAGAACCUGGAGUGGUCCAAACUGCGCUGAAAGAGGACCUCAAAGAAACAGACAUGUGUUUGCAGGCAGCCAAGCAGAGGCUGACCCAUGCAGCCCACCAGAGCGUAGCCUGGCAGGUCCUGCAGGAAGAACGUCAAAACAUAGGUUGUUUAAGUGAGGAUGGUGACAGACAGGAGAAUAGGUUUAAAGUGCAGAAUUUUCAGGGUGGAGAAGAUGCAGAAGAGAUGUGCGGGAGAGACCCUGUGACAAGCCCUGAGAAUCUGCCAUUAAAAGCCGAGAUGGAAGAAGAAAGCUGUGAUUCCGAUCAGCAGAGAUGGAGGCCACCGCUGGAAAUUGAGAAUACCCACAACGUGCUUGAAAAGGAUCUUACUGUUACAGAAAAGACCAACAAGGGUAAAGUGUCCAUGUUCUCCCAAUAUGAUAAGAGGUACCUCUACCAGGUGGAACUGAAUCCAAUACCUUCUGCGGAGAAAUUGGAUCAACAUCCUCAGAGAUUUGAGGACAGCUACCAGCGUACUUCAAACAUGAAUCAAGAGGAAAAAGAUAUCGUAAGUGAGCAAAGGGUUGAAAUCUCCGAGAACGGAAUAGAGAGUAACGCAAACGCUUAUCUGAGUAACAAUCUCAGAGAGACACAUAACAAUUCUCCCGAAUCCGGGAAAACCUUGACUAACCCAAACUCACUAAACAGAUUUCCGGUGUGCAAUCCCGAAGAGGAAUGGUACGAAUGUUCUCACUGUGGGAAGGGCUUCAACAAGGCCAAAUACUGGAAGCAGCACCAGAAAAUUCACACCGGGGAGAAGCCGUACAAAUGUCUACAGUGCGGGAAGUGCUUUAACCAGUCGGGAAAUCUGAAGACCCAUCAAAGGAUUCACACCGGCGAGAGGCCCUACAAAUGUUCCCACUGUGGGAAAUGCUUCAGCCACACCAACUGUUUGAAGAUGCACCAGAGGAUUCACACCGGGGAGACCUACAAAUGCACUCAGUGUGGGAAAUGCUUCAGAGAGACGGGAAUCCUGAAGAGGCAUCAACGAACCCACACUCGGGAGAGGCCAUACAAAUGUUCCCAGUGUGGGAAAUGUUUCAGCCUGUCGGGAAUCCUGAAGAGACAUCAAAGAACCCACACUGGUGAAAGACCCUACAAAUGUUCUCAGUGUGGGAAGGGCUUCAAUCAGAUGGGAACGUUGAAGAAACACCAGCGAAUUCACACGGGCGAGAAGCCAUACAAAUGUUCUCACUGCCAGAAAUGCUUCAACGAGAGAGGAAAUUUGAAGAGGCAUCAGAGAAUCCAUGCCAGGGAGAGCCUUAAUAUCAUACAAGAAUUCAUCUUGGAAAAUGACCAUAUCAAUGUUAUCAAGGUGGGAAAGACGUCUACAGAGCAAGAAUUCUAAAGUGA
Thamnophis elegans (Western terrestrial garter snake) is the source of this 5708-nucleotide messenger RNA. RefSeq lists its product as uncharacterized. The record is from RefSeq and is a predicted model, not a curated record. Lineage: Eukaryota; Metazoa; Chordata; Lepidosauria; Squamata; Natricidae. Gene Ontology annotation, biological process: regulation of DNA-templated transcription. Bases 502 to 5703 code for a protein of 1733 amino acids. The transcript has 11 exons. Gene Ontology annotation, molecular function: RNA polymerase II cis-regulatory region sequence-specific DNA binding; DNA-binding transcription factor activity, RNA polymerase II-specific.